AGAAUCGAAUACGACAAUACGUAUUGGAAGUCGGAGAAUAUGCCCAAUUAGGCGUAGUGACUGAUCUGCGCCGUCUGUCAAAGUUACUCUGUUCCGGCACAACGGUCGAAAGCACCUUUUGGAUUGGAAAUAAAAAGACACUGCACCACCAUUUCGUCCGAGUCGACCCCUCUUUCCUCCCCUCCAGAGAAACGUCGCGAUGGCAUCCGCCACUACCUUCUACGAGUUUGAGCCAGUCGAUAAAACUGGCAAACCGUUUCCCCUCACCGACCUCAAGGGCAAGGUCGUCCUUGUCGCCAAUACCGCGUCCAAGUGCGGUUUCACCCCGCAGUUCGAGGGGCUCGAAAAGCUCUAUCAAUCUGUUAAGGCCAAACACCCGGACCAAUUCACCGUCCUCGGCUUCCCCUGCAAUCAGUUUGGCAGCCAGGACCCAGGUUCCAACGAAGAGAUCCAGUCCUUCUGCCAGAUCAACUACGGGGUCACCUUCCCUGUCCUGGGCAAGGCGGAUGUCAACGGCGACAACGCUGCGCCCGUCUGGAAAUGGCUCAAGAAUGAGAAGCCCGGCAUUCUUGGCCUAAAGCUCAUCAAGUGGAACUUCGAGAAGUUCCUCAUCUCUGCGGACGGCAAGGUCGUCGGUCGCUGGGCGAGCACCACUAAACCCGAAAGCCUCGAGUCGAUCAUCCUCAAGGAGAUCGAGAAGGCCUCUCAGUCCGCUUCAACAACGACUACGGCCACAGCUAGCGAAACCAUGACAGAGUCUGCCCCUGAGGCCACCCCCGAGCAUGCAUGUUUUGUCAAGUAGUUAUGCUAAGAUACCAUUGUGAAUUAAUUGUAACGCUAUGAUUCGUAUUUCGAGAUCAAACUGUCCUGUUGAUCCUACGCU
Molecule: messenger RNA, 883 nt
Organism: Penicilliopsis zonata CBS 506.65
Lineage: Eukaryota; Fungi; Ascomycota; Eurotiomycetes; Eurotiales; Aspergillaceae
Exons: 4
Coding region: 200-802 (200 amino acids)
Biological process (GO): response to oxidative stress
Molecular function (GO): glutathione peroxidase activity
Source: RefSeq, a predicted model, not a curated record